Enterobius vermicularis (human pinworm) is the source of this 1413-nucleotide messenger RNA. The record is from the annotation of a GenBank genome assembly. NCBI's taxonomy places the organism in Eukaryota, Metazoa, Nematoda, Chromadorea, Rhabditida, Oxyuridae.
AUGAUCGAGAAGAGUCGGUCGACCUCGUCUUCGCGUCUUGAUAAGACGUUGACUUUGUAUCCUUAUGAGUCUCAACGGGAAUUGCCGGAAGUACGUUCCGUUGACACUGGCGAAGUAAGACAAGAGUGGUUAACAGAGCUGACUUGUCCAGUAUGUAAUCAGACUUUAAAAAGAACUAAAGUGACGCCGGUUUGUAUUUUGGCUCGAUUAAUUGAAGUUAACUGCUUGCACAGGUUUUGUGCUGGAUGCAUUAAUGGUUCAAGACGUUGCCCUAAAUGCGCUGAACCUAUUUUCAAAAAGUCCUUGAUUAAAAAUGAUAUUAAUACUGAUGCUAUAAUCGAUAAGCGCCCUUUUGAUCGCGCCGAUUGUGAUGGCGACUUAUCAUCUGAGUCUUCUCCUCUGAAAAAUGGUGCCGCUGUUAAUGACAGUAGUAGGAGUAGUUCAGUCUCAACAAUUUCUGAAGUCGCAAAUGGGUCGGAAGCAAGAGAUACCGCUUUAAAUGCCACUAGUGCAGAGUCUUCAAGUAAUAAGAGUAGUGCUCUUUCUUCUAAGGUUAAUGGAGUGUUACAAAAUGACUCUUCGCUUACUCCCGUAAUAACGUUACAGAGGAGUGGUUUAAAUGCCAAUGUUAUUAAAUCAAUUUCAAAAGGUCACGACGGCCAUUCCACUCUGGUUUAUUUUUCAGGCUCUGCUGGUCAGAAGCCCGAUGUUGCCGCCAAAACUUCUAAAGUUGAUGACGGCAAAUGUGCGCCUGUACAAACGAAUGACUCUGCGUCUAGUUCUAACAUAGCUGUCGGAGCCGGGAGCUCGGCAGAGCGAGACGGAGUCGGUUCACCGUCGCUAUGUAAUGGUUCAGCAGUAGGCUCCAGUCCUGCUGUUGCCAAACAUGAAACUGGUCAGGGUCCUAGCUCAGGUAUAUACAAUCCAAUCUCAGCUGAGGAGAUUUUUUUUCUCCUUAGGCAACACCUUUAUCCUGAUUGCGAAACAGAAGUUAUUUUGUCUCCACAUGCUUCCGUUUUUUCCGAUGAAGAUAUAGGGGAUUCGGCUAGACGCCCGCAUUUUAUUUUCUGCGAACCUCAGGCAAAAGUGGAGCACUUGUGCGCAUAUGUGAUGCGGCGCACCGCAAUAGCUAUGAAAGGGAAGAUUCUUAAAAAGAAAGUUGAGAUUUGUCCUGUAAAGAUGGAGGUUUCUGUUAAGGAUGUUUUUGUUAUGAAAUUAGCUGGAGAAGAUAAAUACAGUACUGUCGAAAUUUGUCCUCCUGCACAGGCUGACUCCGUUCGUCUGUUCAGUACUCAGUACCCAUUCAGGGCAUUGGAAGAAGAAAGAACUGUCGAGAGUUUGAAGGAAGAGUACGCAGGCGAGAAGAUAAAACCAUUACGGCUAGUUUACAGAUUUGUAAGCGACGGAGUGUAA